Scedosporium apiospermum is the source of this 1611-nucleotide messenger RNA. RefSeq lists its product as uncharacterized. NCBI's taxonomy places the organism in Eukaryota, Fungi, Ascomycota, Sordariomycetes, Microascales, Microascaceae. The record is from RefSeq and is a predicted model, not a curated record. The transcript is spliced from 3 exons. Bases 1 to 1611 code for a protein of 536 amino acids.
AUGAAGUCCCAGUUCCUUAGCCUUUAUGGCCUUGCGGCCUUGGCAUCUCUGGGCGUAGGGGCGGCGGCUCGCACGGCGGAGCCCACUGUUGUCUUGUCCGCCCGGUCUUUCAAACACGAAGCGUGCUGGACCGACGAAGAUGCCCUGUCCGGCCCGGGAUUCUCCUCCCCUUCGAUGACGGUGCGGUGGUGUGCUCGCUUCUGUCGAGGAUACGAGUACUUUGGCCUGGCGAACGGCGAUGGACGUGGAUCUACGAGGCUUAGUCUCUACAAGGCCAAGGAGGGCGGCACGUGUCAUGUUCGCCCUUCAUCGACCCGAGCUCAUUCUUCCGAGUCUGAGAUCAUGACGGAGCCAGCCACCUCUACCUCGGCUUCCGAGCUGACUUCGGCCACGAUCGAAUCUGCGCAGACGACCGAAUCAAUCACCGAGUCGGCAUCGGCAACUGAAUCGGAAUCGCCCACAUCUACCGAAGAGGCAAGCGAGUCGACUUCUGAGUCAGCCAUUGAGUCUGAUACCGCGCCUGUAACUGAAUCUGAGACAUCGAGCGCAACAUUGACGCAAUCGCAGCCCGAGACCACUUUCGACGUCACCACGUCGACGUCUGAGUCGGCCACUGAGACUGACGCUGCUUCGACGUCGGAGUCGACGGUUGAGUCGUCUAGCGAAUCGGCCACCGAGUUAUCGACCGAGUCGGAGCCUGAACCGACGACAACCGCAGAGCUCGAGUCAACGACUACUGAAGAUGCUGCGCCGGCAACCACAUCUGAUUCUGAAUCAUCGACAACUGAGGAACCGGAAACGACGGUCACCUCUGAUGCUGAGACGACCACUACUAAAGAACCUGAAACCACGACCGUCACACCCGACGUGGAGACAACCACGGCCGAGGAGCCGGUGGCGACCACAACUGAGGAGCCCGAGACUACGUCUGCUGCAGAGACAACUACAACUGAGGAAUCCGAAACCACGUCUGCUUCCGAUGUUGACACGACCACCACCGAAGAAGCAUCAACAACCACCACUGAGGACCCCGAGACCAAGACCAUUGAAGAUACAUCUACGUCAACGACCGAGACCCCAACCUCAACUCCAACCCCCUGCAUCGACUGCCAGAACCUCCCCACCGGAAACUGGCUCCUCGCCUCGACGUCCACCGGAUCAGGCAUCCUCGAGCUCCGCUACGAUAGCGCCGGCGGAUACUACUACGUAUACAACGAAUGCCCCGCCAGUCAUGGCGGUUAUUGCACCGUUUACAUCGCACAGGUGAUCUCCGUCGAGGCCGGCAUCACGUAUGAUUUUGCCAUUCAGUACCUCAUGUCCAACGUCCGCAACCAGGCCAAUUUCCUCCAGAUUUCUAUUUCGACGUUACCCAGUAGGACCCGGAUAUUCACCGAGUAUUUCUCCUCGGGCAGCACCAACGGGUGGACUGACUUCAGAACUAGCCCGUUCACUCCGACGGUGUCAGGAGACGUCCUUAUCACGGUUAAUUGGUUGAACGACCCCAACAAUGCCCUUGUACUGAUUAGGAACAUUGUCAUGCAGCCCACGGAAUGCCGUAAUCCGCUUUCGGAGUUGACAUGUAAUACUGAUGUAGAGGUCCAGGUGGUCUAG